Molecule: messenger RNA, 845 nt
Organism: Medioppia subpectinata
Lineage: Eukaryota; Metazoa; Arthropoda; Arachnida; Sarcoptiformes; Oppiidae
Source: the annotation of a GenBank genome assembly
AUGUGUCAUUCGUUGAGAGUAUUUGCCGGCAAAGGCUUGAAUGGAUUGGGCUAUCGAUCGCUGCAUUCCUCGAGAGCAUCGAUGGCGGCGGCGUUUGUGAGCCGACCCGCGCCCGACUUUAAGGCCACGGCUGUCGUGUCCAAUGACUUCAAACAAAUCCAAUUGUCUGACUAUAGCGGCAAAUAUUUGGUCUUAUUUUUCUAUCCCUUGGAUUUCACUUUUGUCUGUCCGACAGAAAUCAUAGCAUUUAGUGAUCGCAUCCAAGAAUUCAAGAGUUUAGGGGCCGAAGUAUUGGCGGUUUCAGUGGACUCACACUUCUCUCACUUGGCGUGGGUUAAUACCCCCCGAAAGAAAGGAGGCAUUGGAGACAUCAAAAUCCCAGUUCUCUCUGAUUUAAAUAAGCAAAUAUCCAAAGAUUAUGGCGUUUUGCUCGAAGAGUCUGGUAUUGCUUUGCGCGGACUAUUCAUAAUUGAUCCCAAAGGCAUUGUCCGACAGAUCACUAUUAAUGACUUACCCGUCGGACGCUCUGUUGAUGAAACCCUGAGACUCAUAAACGCGUUUCAAUUUUAUGAGAAACACGGAGAAGUAUGUCCGGCCAAUUGGAAACCAGAGGCGCCUACUAUUAAUCCAAAGAAAGCAAGUGAUUAUUUUGAACGCAAUAAUUGAAUUCUCAUAUUCUUCUGGACUUCUUAUGUCUAAACUUAGAAAUUGUUUACAAAUCUCACGAAAUAAUUAUGAAUUAAAUUCGUGUUGUUUUUAGUGAUUAAGUAAUAGAAUGAUUGAAAUAUUCUUUGAAUUGAGAAAUAAGUCUCAAAUAAAACAUAUUUUCAUUUAUUGACAAAAUA